GCUGGUUUGCAAAACCUACAGAAAAGAAGGCAUCGGUGAGUCCUCAUGAGGACAUGAAGGCGGCUUUUAUGGCUGAAAUGAAAGCUGAAAACAUCAAGCAGUUUCUUUACAAUUUUACGCAGCUUCCUCACCUAGCAGGAACAAAGGAGAAUCUGCACCUGGCACAACAAGUCCAGGCUGAGUGGAAGGAGUUUGGUUUGGAUUCUGUUCAAUUGGUGCAUUAUGAUGUCUUGCUCUCUUACCCUGAUGAUGCUAAGCCCAACUACAUCUCAAUAAUUGAUGAGCAUGGAAAUGAGAUUUUCAACACAUCAUUAUCUGAGCCUCCUCCUCCAGGAUAUGAGGCUGUUAGAAAUGUGGUGCCACCUUACAGUGCGUUCUCAGCCCAAGGAGUGCCGGAGGGUGAGUUAGUGUAUGUGAAUUAUGGCCGCACUGAAGACUUCUUUAAGGUAGAACGUGAAAUGGGAAUUAACUGUACAGGAAAGAUUGUUAUUGCCAGAUAUGGGAAGAUCUUCAGAGGAAAUAAGGUGAAGAAUGCUGAAUUGGCAGGCGCCAAGGGAGUUAUUCUGUACUCUGACCCUGCUGACUACUGUGCCCCAGAAGUAGAUCCCUAUCCAAAUGGCUGGAACCUUCCAGGUGGAGGAGCCCAGCGUGGGAAUGUAUUAAACCUGAAUGGGGCAGGGGAUCCUCUGACACCAGGUUAUCCUGCAAAAGAAUACACCUACCGAUUAGACAAAGCCAGUGGUGUAGGUCUCCCCAGAAUUCCAGUUCAUCCCAUUGGCUAUCAUGAUGCUGAGACAUUACUGCGCAAUAUGGGAGGGUAUGCACCACCGCAUAGUAGCUGGAAAGGAAACUUGAAUGUCUCUUACAACGUUGGUCCUGGUUUCACAGCAAAUUACUCUACAAGAAAGGUGAAAAUGCACAUUCAGAGCCACAAUGAAAUAACGAGGAUUUACAAUGUGAUUGGUACCAUCAGAGGCAGAGUGGAACCAGACAGGUAUGUCAUCCUGGGAGGCCACCGUGACUCAUGGGUAUUUGGUGGCAUUGAUCCUCAGAGUGGGGCAGCUGUAGUUCAUGAGAUUGUGAGGAGCUUUGGAAAACUGAAGAGGAAAGGCUGGAGGCCAAGGAGAACAGUGAUAUUUGCAAGCUGGGAUGCAGAGGAAUUUGGCUUGUUAGGAUCGACAGAGUGGGCUGAGGAAAAUGCCAAAGUAUUGCAGGCACGAGGAGUGGCUUACAUCAAUGCAGAUUCCUCCAUCGAAGGAAACUACACACUACGAGUGGAUUGCACGCCACUGAUGUACAGACUGGUGUACAGCCUGACUAAAGAG
Molecule: messenger RNA, 1325 nt
Organism: Eurypyga helias (sunbittern)
Lineage: Eukaryota; Metazoa; Chordata; Aves; Eurypygiformes; Eurypygidae
Product: glutamate carboxypeptidase 2-like
Exons: 12
Molecular function (GO): carboxypeptidase activity
Source: RefSeq, a predicted model, not a curated record